Messenger RNA from Diatraea saccharalis (sugarcane borer), 3689 nucleotides. The record is from the annotation of a GenBank genome assembly. NCBI's taxonomy places the organism in Eukaryota, Metazoa, Arthropoda, Insecta, Lepidoptera, Crambidae.
AGAGAGUGGCGAGCUGUCGCCCCGAUUGCACGCCCCUCCGCGCCCGACGAUACACCGCCCGCUCGGCAACCGGUCUAGCCACUUCGAGUGAUUAUUCCUUGUGCGACCAUAAUAAUUGUGUAGUGUUAUACGACCAUAGACAACUUCUACCAAACUUAACGAACUCAUAAAGUUGUUGCCACAACUUUUAGUGAAGUGCAAGUUUUUUCCGAAAGUUGAUUCUUUUGUGCUUUUUUCAGUUGUAUAGUGGUGACUGAGAUUUGAUACUCGUAUCAAGGUGACGUAUUUAGUCCAGUCAUUUUCUUUUCUCGAUAGAGAAGAUUAUUCUCUUUAUUUCGGAAAGUUUAAACUUUUCUUAGUUACUUUGCGAAAGGAGAUUGCUGCAAGUUGACAACGCAUGACAACAAUUAAACAGGGUCGAGCAUCGUUUGAAGCCUAAACAUGUCAUAAGGUACCAGUUGGACAUGAGAGGAUGAAUCAUGGAAUCACGCAGCGCGCCGCCAAGCCCCGACGAGCCGGGGGAGGCGGUGUUCGACUCUCGGUGUGGGCACUACUCCGUGUCCGCUCUGCAGAGAACAUUCGCGAGCUGUCGCGAAACCAAUCGACCGCGACCACACCAUCGCCAUGCAGCCUCAGAACCUGCACGACCCGACGACCGGGUAUUAACAACGGCAGAGGUCCACGACUAUCCAUCGUCAGAGUCUGGAAUUGCCGCCGAUUGCCCACAUCCAAACACCAGCAACGCUGAUGAUAGCCCCUCAUACGAUCGCUCCGAUUAUGAAGGGCACUCAAGUUACAGCCUCCGGCAAACACCCGAUUACCACCACACAUUAGACUGUAAGCAUAGACCUAUAGAUUAUAAUAGGAGCCAUACACCGGAUUUCAAUCAUAGUCGAGUAUCAGAUUGCGAUCAUAUCAAUCCUCGUUCUCAAACUUCUAGAAGAGUUCAUAGAAAACAUAGGCGAGAAGAAGAUGACGGUGCACAGUCUCUUGAUGAGCGGUGUGCUCGAGACCUCGAUGAAAUUUUACCUGCACGAUUAGCAGCUGUAAACUUAUCUAGGGAACAACCACCUCAAACGUGGAAUAGAAGUAACAUCGCUGCAACCAUGGAACGUUUUGAACCGGUGGAUUAUUCAUAUGCAUAUUAUGACCAUCAUUUAUCGAUGCCUUCAUCCUCACGAAAAGCACAUCGCCAACGAGGAAGAGGUGGAAUACCAAAAGAUCGAUCUGCUCGUCAUAAUUAUGUUACGAGAUACGGUACAGAAGAAAAUAUUUAUGAGGAGAUUACUGAUGGUACUAGGACUUGUCCAAAACACCGAUAUGUUCCACGGCAAUCUCUUGUUUCCCUUGACAGAACUGUCGUCGAAGAGGAAGUACGUCGCGUAGAAUCUAGGCAUAAACGAAUAUUAGGAGAGUUAAAUCUUAGUGUAGAAGCAAUGUUGAUGCCAGAAUGUGAAUCACCUGAUUCAGAGCGAGCUGAAGAUAGAGACAAUAUAGAAGAGUUAUUACGAGUAGGCCCUACUGAUGAAUUAUUAUCACCAGCUAGCUGUAAUCCUCCGGAUUUGGACAGUGGUUUCAGUGGAAGUAGUAGCGGAGCAAGUUAUGUAGGCAGUCUUCGAAGAAAACCUACGGGAUCCGUGCCCCAUUUACCAGCUGUUGCAUAUGGUACCAGAGGAGCGGGUGUACGUAUACUCGGUGCUGAAGAAUGUGGCAUACGCUGUCCAAAAGAUGCCACCUCACCAAGAAGCUCUAGUUGUGGAGAUGCCAAGAAUAGCGGAUUUUGGAAUAAAAGAGCUUGGAAAAAAAUAUCUGGCUUCUCCAGCUCGAACAGCAUCAAUAAAGCUGGUCUUACUGGUCUGCUCGUUAGGUACACUUUCCGGCGUAAGUCCGGCUCGCAGGGCUCUCAGGGCAAGCGGCGGGCAGAGCCUGUCAAAUGCGAUGCGUGCCUCUCACAACGAUGUUAGCCUCACUAUGCUACUCCAACGGAAAACUGGUGGUGCCGGUGGAUUCCCUAACACAGAGCUGAGGGGUCGAGCCCCCUCUCCAUCCCCGUUUCCAACUCCUCCGAGGGACUCCUAAACACAAAAGGACAAAGAUAAAUAGAAACACUUUUGAUCGUGCGAAUUAAAACUACACGACGCCAUUUUUAAACAUUCCAUGAUUCUAAAGAGACAUUUUAUCAACACCUCAAUGCGUCUCAAAGACGAGGGUGAUACCAUUGUAGAUAGAAAAGGACAGGAAUAUUAACGAUACGAAACGAGGAGGUAUACGGCGAAGUGAUAGUAAAGCCUAUUAAUUAAUUAUUUGUAUUGUUAUGACAAUCGUUUCAUAGAAACGUAAUAACUGCGUUGUUGUUACUUAUCAAUUUUUAGUAGAUCAUAGGUACAUGAAAAGGCUGACAGUUGAAUCAGAUUUUGUACGUGUUUAAGUAAAUAUGCCAUUUUUAGCUAUUUAAUGUCCGUUUUCAAUCUAAUAUUUUGAUGUUUCAAUAUUUAAUUACUUAGUAUGCAACGUGUAAAAUAUAAGUAUAGAGACACUUAAUUUUUUUUUUCACAUAAUGUAACGUGUUUGUCGUAUUUCUCUUUUGAUGAAAAUAGCUAUCGAUCUAUAAAAACAUCCAAUGCUGGAAGUAAUGUUGUACGAAUAAAAUUAUACACAAUAUUUCUUAGAAAUCCAAAGUUAAUUCUGAAAAUUAUCUCCCCAAAUUAAAUACACACGAUAUCUAUAUAAAUGGUCCAACCUCAUUAUUUUAAUAUUAUGUAAUUAGUAAUCAUGUAAAAAUUGUUUUAUAAAUUGCAAAGAAGAUGUUAUUUGAGAUAGCGUGAUUGUUAAUAUUUUAUAGCGGAUAAGUGUAUAUUAUGUAAAUAUUUAUCAAUGAAAAAACAUGGUGCACUCUUUGUGUUAUUAUUUAUGUACAUAGAUGAUUGUAUAGUCACAUUCAAUUGCUUUAGAUAGUAAUUACCAACGUACUGAACUUUAAUAUUUGUAAUCGAAAAAUGAAGCAAAAUUAUAAUGAAUCUAUGCUAAAGAUUCAUAAACAUGUAUAUUCUUUAAGAAGAAAUAUAAAUAGAAAGUUACGCUAAAAGCUUCUCAAAGUUAACACACGUUUUCAACAUUCUUCAAGAUUUUAUACUUUGGGAUAUAUUUUAAAAUAUUAGAUAUUUCGGUUUCCAUGUUUUCUAACCAGACCAAUGGCUACUAAGCCACAUUUACUUUACGAAGAAAAUAUUCACAAAUAUCGUACGAUCUCUUUCUAUCAUUUUGAUAAAAGUAUAACCAGUGGUUUAUAUAUUUAAAAACAUAUUACAUUUUUAAUAAGGUUUAAAGCACCGUGAAGUAGCUCUCUAAAUUUAGUAACGUGGCUUUUUAAAAAUUCUAAUAUUUAUGUUAACCGAUAAUAUUUAUUGAAUAUACAUGUUGAUGGUAAAAAAAAUGUCCAAAAAUUACAUUUAAGGCAAUUUUAAUUUAUCAGCUAAACCUUCGAACUAAAUAUUAUGUAAAUAUACUAUAAAUUUAUUCAGAAUCAAUUUCAAUGUUUGUUUUAUAUAAAUUAUAGUUUGAUGCUAUUCUGACUGAUUUUAAAAGAUGAUUAAACUCAAUGUCACAUCAAAAAUUUCUUUAACUGUCUGUAAUUUAGUGAUCGUGUUCAAGUCAAAAGAGAUUUUUAUUAAUAAAUCUUAAAAAACGUA